CCAAAAGCCACUUCUCUCUCUCUCUCUCUGAGUCUAUGAUAUAUUACCCAGUAGCCCUCUCUAUCUCCUUCACAUCAUUCUCUCCCAAAAGGUGAAGAUCACCAUACAAAAGCGGAAAAAAGAAAACAUAUAGAUAUUUUGGGAAGAAAUUAAGGGUAUUAGGAAGAAGAUCAAUAACAAUGGCUAGAGUUCCGGUGAGGUUUGAGAGGUUAGCGGAGGCGUUUCAGGACGUGUCAUGGGUGCGUCUGGGCGAGAGCAGCGGGAGCGAGCACUCGCCUUUCACCGAUUUAUCGGAUCUUGUGAACUCUUUCAUUGAAAGAGACGGUGGAGCAUUUGAUAGAGAUCACGACAAAGAGGUUGUGGACCAUGAGAAGGAGCAGAACCAUGCAGAGUCGUCGGAUUGUUCCGACUCCGAGACCAAGGAUAUGCUAAAGAACCUGUUUGGUUGCGAAGACGAUGAUGGUGAUCGUGAUCAGAUUCGUGCUGCAACAGAGCUUGCAAGCAAAGGGCUGAUCGGCGACAGGUCGUCUCCGGGGUUUAAACGACAACUGAUGGCUCGUCUACGUGACAGGGGUUUCGAUGCCGGCCUUUGCAAAUCCAAGUGGGAGAAAAACGGACGAUUCCCAUCUGGAAAUUACGAAUACAUUGAUGUAAAUGUCUCUGGGAACCGAUACAUCAUUGAAGUUUUGCUUGCCAGAGAAUUUGAAAUUGCUCGUCCAACCGAUAAGUACACGUUAUUAUUGGAUGUUUUCCCGCUGAUAUUUGUGGUUAAAGUGGAAGAUUUGAAGCAGGUGGUGAGGCAGAUGUGCAAGGCCAUUAAAGAGUCCAUGAAAAGCAUGGGCAUGCAUGUACCGCCAUGGAGAAGAAGCGGUUACAUGAACUCCAAGUGGUUUAGUUCUUACAAGCGGACAACCAAUGAAGUUCCAACAGGAAAAGCACAAUCUGAUGAGGCUUUCGCCGGAAAACGAGCAGUUGGGUUUGAGGCAUUGCCUGCGAUAUCCCACUAUUGCAGAGAUAAUUGUGCAAGGAAGGUUGGUUUAAGAGUUGGGAAUUUGGUUGCUGUGCUGAAUGGCAAUGGCAGCAUGGGCAUGAAUUACUUGUAGAGUUAUAUUGCUUGGUAGUUCCAUGUAAAGAAAAAUUGCUAGGAUUGGUAUAUUAUUUGGUGGCUGGGGGAAGGGUGUUUACAGUUUUGAGUAGUGAUUGGAUUGGGUGUGAAAGAAUGUUAGUGGGAUUUGUAGCAUAGUCAAUUUGGGUUUUAUGUUCAUAGGCAUGCAAUAGUAGCUAUUUUGAAUCUUGUAGAGAAAUAAAAUAUGCAUUCUUUGCCUUUUU
Molecule: messenger RNA, 1329 nt
Organism: Corylus avellana
Lineage: Eukaryota; Viridiplantae; Streptophyta; Magnoliopsida; Fagales; Betulaceae
Product: phosphoenolpyruvate carboxylase, putative (DUF506)
Source: RefSeq, a predicted model, not a curated record